Seminavis robusta is the source of this 1146-nucleotide messenger RNA. The record is from the annotation of a GenBank genome assembly. Lineage: Eukaryota; Bacillariophyta; Bacillariophyceae; Naviculales; Naviculaceae.
AUGAAGCUACUGCGACUGAUCAGCCACGUUACGGUUGCAGGAUGCAUCCUUUGUCAAGGUUCAGCCUUUACAGCAUCGGGACGGACAAUUCAAACCCCACGGACGCUUGCCGCCACAGAAUCCACUUAUUCCGACAGUAGUACUACGACGACUUCUACCGAACAACCCGUCGGCGACAUUCUCAUUUUGGAUCAUUUGAACAUUAACCACGAAGAGGGUCGCCAUGAUUGGUUGAAUGCCUUUUACUUUGAUUUCUUGGGGCUGGCCGUCGAUCCCCGCAAGGAAGAAAAUUAUAAAUCGGGUCAAAAGACGGUAUGGGCCAACGCCGGAGCCCAACAAUUCCAUCUCCCGGAAGGAACACCCAAUGCCCAAGUAUUGAGUGGACAAGUCGUGUUGGUGUAUCCCGAUUUGACCGUCUUGCAAGAUCGAGUGACACCAGUGGCAUCCAAGUUGGACGGCAGUCAAUUUGCUGUCGUCAACACAAACGACGACGCACUGUUGGUCACGGAUCCGUGGGGAAGCUCCUUUCGAUUGGAACAAGGCGCAUCCGAACAACAAUAUCGAGAUCCACGAGGACUGCAACCCGGUGCCUUGUCCGAGUGUCUGGCCAUGCGAGAUCUCACAAUCUACACUCCCGUCACGGCCAAUCUGGAUGGCAUUGCCAGAUUUUAUCAGCACAUUUUUGAUGCCCCGGUGCUUUCCCUGGAUGCCAAGAAAUGCGUGAUUUCGGUUGGUCCCAAGCAGACACUGACGUUUGAAACAAAGGAGGGGAUUGACGAGGUAUCUCAUCAUGUCGAUUUGAGACAAGAAGAAGAGGUGGAAGGCAUGCCAUCCUUUUUGAGCAACUACGGUCCGCAUAUUUCCAUGUACGUGGCCGACCUUCCCGCCUGUUACCGGCGGGCCGACGAGCUGGGUCUGCCAUAUGUCAAUCCUCGAUUCAAACGUCGUGCGUACAAUCUAGAGCAAGCCGUGGACGAUUGCAUGUUCCGCUGCAUCGAUAUUGUCGACCCGGAGCGGCCUCAAGACGGGGUGAUUCUGCAGCUGGAGCAUGAAGUGCGCAGUGUGGUCAAACGAGAUGGAUCCUUGUACAAAUCCUGUCCAUUCGAUGAGGUGCCGGACGCCGUCAAGAAGAGUGGCAAUCAAUAG